AAAUAUUCACUAUUGGCACAUAACUUUCUCUGGAUUUUGCUUUGAUCAUCUGGGAAUAUUUUGGGUUCCCACAACAAUGCUUGAUAAAACCCACUUUGGAUUUGGUCAGAUGUUGAUUUUAUGUUCCAAAAUUUUCCCAGAAAAGCAUUUAGAUUUCUGUAGAUUUUUUUCUUUUUUUUUUUAAUUUUUCCGGAAAUUUUUGGUUUCUAAGAAAUUCAAACCUUUCACACCAGUAUUGAUUUUCGUCACCUGUGACGAUCAUCGUAUCUUGUCUAUAACUCUGCUCCGUUGACGUAGUCGAUUUGUUCAUCUGAUAUCAAAUUACCCGUCAAAGCUUCUGAGCCAAAAAAUGGUAGAAACCAAAGGUUUUGGGACUUGUUCUUGAUAGUUUUCGAUCAAAACUGUACCGAAAUUCAGUUUUCGAUUUCUAGGUACAUUUAAAUCCCUAGGAAUCGGGUUCUGUGUCUGGAUAUCGAGUAAAAAAUCUCAAUUCUCCGGUCGAGUUUUUGUGUUAAAUUCGACUUGUAGGACUCAAUCUAAAGUUAUGACAAUCAGUUCUGGUCGUCUGGAAAAGUGGAGGAAUUAUUUCCGGACUGCGGAUUCUGAUAUUUUUGAUAUAAUUGAACAUGCCAUUAUGGUGGCAGCCUCAGAUAGUCCAAAGGAGUUCAGAUUGAGAAGAGAUGGAAUUGCUGAGAAGUUGUUUUCUUGUAAAUUGGUUAAAUGUUUUGGGUGCGAUCAGGUGGAGUUGGCAGUGUCUUGUGAUGAAGAAGAUAGGGAAGUGUCUGGUGGGGGUGAGAAUGAGGAUGAGAAGUUCAAGAGUGGGGUUGACAGAGAUGGAUGCGAAUUGGAGGUUGGUGAUAGUAAGGGAAGCAAGGUGAAUAAUAGUAGAGGUGAUCAUGAUCAUGGAGUGAUUAAUGUGAACCAGGUUAGCAGUAUCAGCUUUGGAGAAGUUGAGGCAUUGACUAAUGAGAUGGAAGAAGAGAGUCAGAGUUUUGGAGAGGUCUUGAGGAUCAAAGAGUUUCUUAAAAACAAUAAAGAUGAGUCUGAUUCAGUCUUAUUUGAUUCAUUGAGGCGGCUCCAACUGAUGGUUUUAUCCGUUGAAACCCUAAAGGUUACGGAGAUUGGCAAGGCUGUUAAUGUUCUCCAAAAGCAUGGAUCAAAGCAGAUUCGGCAACUUGCCCGAACACUCAUCGAGGAGUGGAAAGUUAUAGUAGAUGAGUGGUUGAAUGCUACCGCAGCAGCCGCUGAAGGAGGUACCCCGGAUUCUGUGAACCCCCCAUCAACUGUUGAAGAUGAGGAGGGGCUCCCUUUUCCUCCUUUGGAUGAAGCAGCCUUUUUUGUUAAUCCCUCUUCAAUGGAGCUCUCUCAGUUCUUUGAUGGCAUGGAUGAUGAUGGAAAUCUUCAAAAAAGUGAGGAGUUCAAGAAGACAAAUAAAAUUGACAGAAAGCCACCACCGGAGAAACAAAAUAUUUCCAAGAGGAAACAACAUCUUUCCCAUGAGGUGAGCCUUCCUCCUAAGGUCAAGGAGGGUGAGCAGGAGAAAAAAGGUGGACAAAUGAAGAAACCAGAAGCUAUAAUGAAAACACAAACAACUGUUGUGAAGCCAAAUAAGCCUGCCUGCGCUGAAUCUGUGCCAGGGAGACCUGCAAAACUGUCUGUGGAAGGAAAUGUCAACAAUGAGACUAAGUUCCAUAAAAAAUCAGAUAAAGUCACAAUCUUUAAGAGGCCAUCAGCUUCUCAACCAGAUGUGACUAUCAAAUCAAAGAUUUCAGAUGAAGCAGCUAUUGAUACAGUAAAAUUUGAAGUGUCAAAGAGGAAGCUUCAUGAGCGCUACCAACAAGUUGAGAAUUGCAAGAAACAACGAACUAUACAGGUUAUGGAGUUGCAUGACCUCCCCAAGCAUGGUCUUGGCCAAAAAAAUCCAUCCGUGAGACCUGGAAAUCAUAACAGGCAUUGGGGAAAUGGAAUCAAUGGACGUCACUAGAGUCUCUACUCUUGCGUACUGGGACUCAAAAACAUUCAAGUUUCUUCAAUUUUGCAUGCAAAAAUAGGGGAAGAACUUUAAGGACUCUUUGGCUACCCUGGCUUGACUCACUGAGCAUCAACGUUGAGAAUUUCUCCAUCGAUCUUUCUCGAGAGAGCUACUCUUAAACUGGUAGAAGCAUGCUUUUGGAGAUCUUGUCCAAUUUAGAUACAUGGAGGUAAAUAAUUCUCAGUGGAACUGAGAGGCGGUAUACUUAAUUUAGUCUCAAAUUCCUGCUUUGUCGUAGAGGACCUUAAUUUGCACACAACAUUCUGUGACUGUGUCUCGAAAGUUUGUCUCCUUCAUUUUAAUAAUUAGAGUGGAUGACAUUUAUGAUUUUGUACAGCAAUAAGUACAUUUUGAUGAAACCGUACUUAGAGAUAAAUGCUAUACAAACUCUGGUAACAUGUUUUUUUGCAGGAAUCUUGAUUCAAACUCAGCAGACUGAGACUAGGUGAUAGUUUCUGUUUAGGAUAGGGAUUGGAUUGUUUUUAAGGAUUUUAGGGACAUGAUAAUAUGUAGGAUUUGAACUUUUGAAUUUUGUCUAGUUGAAUUGGCAUUAGGGAUUCUAUAUCUAGGUGGAUUACUGCAGCUUGUGAUGGUCACUGGUUUGGCCAGAGUUUGGUAGGCAUAUUUACCAGUUUGAAAGGUGGGCGUGGAU
Ilex paraguariensis (yerba mate) is the source of this 2684-nucleotide messenger RNA. NCBI's taxonomy places the organism in Eukaryota, Viridiplantae, Streptophyta, Magnoliopsida, Aquifoliales, Aquifoliaceae. The record is from the annotation of a GenBank genome assembly.